CGUAGAAAUUUGUUCAAACUUUGUAUAUAAAAGUAAAAACAUUGAAAGAGAGACUCUGAUUUAAUUAAACAAAGAACGACUGUAGAAAUACAAUGGCUGUUCCAGAAGACAAGGAGAGGGAGCGCGUGUACAAAGUAGUACUGUUGGGCAACUCACCGGUUGGAAAGACGUCAUUCGUAGAGCGCUACGUGAACAACCGAUUUAGUGAUACGUGCGAGUUAACCAUCGGAGUUGAUCGUACUGUGAAAGUUUUACAGAGAAACGGAGACACAAUCAAACUAGAGCUGUGGAAUAUUCAAGGGCAAGAAAGAGCUGCACAGUUUACUAGAGUCUGCUAUAGAGGAGCUGCUGGAUGUAUCAUUACGUUUGACUUGACUGAUCGACAGUCGUUUGAAGAUGUACAAAAAUGGAAGUUAGAUUUCGACAGUAAAGUUAGAAAUCGAGGCAAAGGCGGCUUACGUGUUCCUUCCAGAAAAGGUGGUAGAUUGAUCAUACUUCACGCAGAAUGGGAACUAGUCUCGCGCAGCCAGCCUCUCCCCUUUUGACUUUCUUGGCG
Corticium candelabrum is the source of this 556-nucleotide messenger RNA. RefSeq names its product ras-related protein Rab-32-like. Bases 93 to 545 code for a protein of 150 amino acids. NCBI's taxonomy places the organism in Eukaryota, Metazoa, Porifera, Homoscleromorpha, Homosclerophorida, Plakinidae. Gene Ontology annotation, molecular function: GTP binding; GTPase activity. Gene Ontology annotation, cellular component: phagocytic vesicle; late endosome; lysosome. Gene Ontology annotation, biological process: endosome to lysosome transport; phagosome-lysosome fusion. The record is from RefSeq and is a predicted model, not a curated record. The transcript has 5 exons.